This is a messenger RNA of Doryrhamphus excisus (bluestripe pipefish), 1425 nucleotides long. It is a transcript of the gene nipa1, whose product is annotated as NIPA magnesium transporter 1. Gene Ontology annotation, biological process: magnesium ion transport. Gene Ontology annotation, cellular component: membrane. Lineage: Eukaryota; Metazoa; Chordata; Actinopteri; Syngnathiformes; Syngnathidae. The record is from RefSeq and is a predicted model, not a curated record. Gene Ontology annotation, molecular function: magnesium ion transmembrane transporter activity.
UCCCGGUGGAGUUCAGGGACUCGAAAACAUUCUGUACUUUCGGCAAAUCAACUGCAGAAAUGUUUUUAGACUUAGACGCCAAUGACGCUUCAAAGCCGGCUGUUGGAAUAGUGAUCGCAGUUAUUUCCAGUUUCAUUAACGGCUCGACUUUUGUGCUGCAGAGAAAGGGAAUAUUACUCUCGCGCCAAAGAGGUGUUUCUUACUUAAAAGAUGUGGUUUGGUGGAGCGGCACUGUGUCCAUGGUUAUAGGUCAAAUUGGGAAUUUCCUGGCCUAUAAUAUGGCCCCUGCUGUGAUCGUCACACCACUGGGAGCCCUUGGAGUUCUGUUUGGGGCCGUGCUGUCGUCUUGGCUCCUGGAGGAACACUUAAAUAUCCUCGGGAAGCUUGGCUGCCUGUUGUGUUGUAGCGGCUCCGGGGUGCUCGUCCUUCACGCGCCAGCGUCAGAGUGUGUGACGUCACGACCAGAGCUGGAGGAAAGACUCACAGACCCAGUGUUUGUGAGUUACAUGCUGGUGGUGGUGCUGAUGCUGCUGGUGCUGAUAGGAUGGAUGGCUCCGGCUUACGGCACGUCCAACAUCAUGGUCUACGUGUCCAUAUGCUCCCUGCUGGGGAGUUUCACCGUGCCCAGCAGCAAAGGCCUGGGACUGGCAGCCCAUGAUGUCUUUGGCGGGGAAGCAUGGAGCGCCCGUACCCUCGCACUCUUCCUGGUACUACUGGGAACGCUGGGCAUCAGCGUCCUGGUCCAGUUCAUCUUCAUCAACAAGGCGCUGGAGUCUUUCCGCUCUGAUGUGUUUGAGUCUGUUUACUACGUGACCUUCACCUUGGCGGCUAUGCUGGCGUCAGCGCUGCUCUUCAAGGAGUGGACGGCGCUCACGGCGAGCGACUGCCUUGCCGUGCUUUGCGGUUUCACCACGGUGUGCGUGGGGGUCACUCUUCUACGAAUGUCUCAGGAGGCCUCGCUUUCUUGGAAGGUGGCGGGGACGUGCAUGAAGAUGGAGUGAUUAAAACGGCUUUUUAUGAAAAGAUACAUUUCAAGCGUAGCUUUCAUUCAGACACAAAUGUAGCCGUAUAUAUUUAGCCAAAAUGUCUAAACUACGAUGCCACAACAUAAACAAUACAAAAAAUUGUUGUUUUACAUAAAAGUAACAAUUUUUAACCAUCAACUAUUUACAAUUUUCACAUUUGGAACUGUAUUGUCUGUGCGAACGCGUUUGCAUCUCACCCACUGUACUGUGAUUGGUCACACACCCCAAGUGCUAACUAUGAACCAUAUAAGGAAGUCCCCUCUCUGUGACAUCACAAAGGAACAGUUUUACCACGCCUUUUGAAACCGAGCGUUCUGAGCCAUCCCAAACUUCCUCAUUUCAAAAUGCUCAAACCUCAUUAUCUGAAUCUUUGGCAUCAUUUAACACCAGAAUACAACAU